AGGAGGUGAAAGGGCCGUCGUGGCGGGUGAAAGGUCCCGCGGGUUUUGGCGGCCAUUUCUCUGGGAGCUCCGCCGCCGGCGCCUGCUGUCGGUGCUCCGCGGGUCGGGACAGACCAUCGCCGGCUCGGCGGCCCCUCGCCUGCAGUUCUUCCCCGCCUCACCCCCGGCACGAUGAGUUUACCCCUCAAUCCCAAACCUUUCCUCAACGGACUAACAGGAAAACCAGUAAUGGUGAAGCUUAAGUGGGGAAUGGAGUACAAGGGCUACCUGGUAUCUGUAGAUGGCUAUAUGAAUAUGCAGCUUGCAAAUACUGAAGAAUACAUAGAUGGAGCAUUGUCGGGACAUCUGGGUGAAGUUUUAAUAAGGUGUAAUAAUGUCCUUUAUAUCAGAGGGGUUGAAGAAGAGGAAGAAGAUGGAGAAAUGAGAGAAUAACGCGUCUUUUGUGGGUUUUUUAUAUAUAUAUAUUUCUAGACAAUAAAGAUUUGUUUCUCAACUUGA
This is a messenger RNA of Erinaceus europaeus (western European hedgehog), 498 nucleotides long. RefSeq names its product small nuclear ribonucleoprotein polypeptide F (gene SNRPF). Lineage: Eukaryota; Metazoa; Chordata; Mammalia; Eulipotyphla; Erinaceidae. The record is from RefSeq and is a predicted model, not a curated record. The transcript is spliced from 4 exons. Gene Ontology annotation, molecular function: RNA binding. Gene Ontology annotation, cellular component: catalytic step 2 spliceosome; U1 snRNP. The coding region runs from base 172 to 432 and encodes 86 amino acids. Gene Ontology annotation, biological process: spliceosomal snRNP assembly; mRNA splicing, via spliceosome.